ACAUUCGUGACAAUAUUGAUUAGCAAUGAUUCUUUUAUCCUGUGACCGACAGGUUUAGUGUAUUACUAUGUAGGCCUAUUAGUGUAUUUUAUUUAUUUUUUUCCCCCUCAAAAUAACUUCUUUUUUUUUUCCUGUGGAAAUUAUGUCUCACGUUGUGGCUGGUGCUCUAUUUGAGGGCUCUAACAUUGAAAUUAUUUUAAGAAAGCUGAAAUUAGCCAGAUACUACAUGUGCUAUUAUAUUUAUAUGAACUUUUAAAAAUCAUAAACAGCCACUCUAUUAAACAGUUUAGACAGGUGAGGACUCGCAAGAACCAAUAGAGUUAACUUACCAUCCUCCUGGUCGUCCUGAGGAGGGGUUCCUUUGUGAAAAUGUGAAGUCAGCACAGUCGACUGUGUUCAGCUCCUCAAACAACAUUCGUGAAAUAGGUUAUUACAGAAGACAUAUCGUUUUUAUUGUUUAAAGGUUAUAUUACUUUGGUCGAAAUAGGCAGUUUUUUAUCGCAUGUCUGUUGGUUGUCGUUGUGGAAAACGAACGGUUAGGCUGUUAUGACAACCUGAGUAAACGUGGGUUUUUUUUCUGCUGUCUUCAACCUCUGAAUCCUGGCCGUUACAGUGGGGAGGACGCGCGCCUUGUGUUUAAAUUCGCACGCAGGCGGGAAAAACGUGACGGAUCUCAGAGAGUGGGCUGUUGUGGCGGGAAUCAUGUUGGCGUUGACGUUCACCUGUCGCUUACUACUCCUCUUUCUGUUAGAUUCAGUAAAGAUGACGGACGAAACUCAGUUGCUGGUGCUGGACAAGCAGUGGCGUGAGGCGUGUGUGCUGGACUGUGCUAGAGGGCGCCAUCGAGCUGUGUGUGGCAGCAACGGCCGAAUGUAUAAAUCUCUGUGCUCUUUCCAGCGUGCGCAGUGCAUCAACAGACAGCUGAGGACGGCUGCAGUGUCCACGUGCACAGCAGAUGCGUCUAAAUGUCAGCUGGCUCGCUCUCAAGCUCUGCGGGCCAGCACUCGUUCUGAUUCCUUCGCUGUCUUCAUCCCAGAAUGCAAAACCGAUGGAACUUAUACAGAGGUGCAGUGUCACAAUCAGACGGGUUACUGCUGGUGCUCCUCUCUUGAUGGGAUUCCUGUGAGCGGCAGCUCUGUCUUACACCUGCGGCCCAACUGCACUGGUCAGAUGUCAGAUAUUGCACUGGAAACUGACCAGGAAUUUGCUCAAGCAAAGCGAGGGAUUCAGUGGCGCUCCACUCCAGAUCCUGAGCAGCGCUCUGUUCUGACCACUGCAGGAGUCACAGUGCCUCCAUUGUGGGUGACAAUCCUGCUGAACUCUGACCCGAAUGGAAACCGUUCUGUCAGGCGGCCUGCAGACUCUUUAAAGACCUGUGAACAUGAGCGAAUGUCUGUGCUCGCUGAAGAGGCCAUUCAAGGCUCAGAAGAGCGUUUUGUCCCAGAAUGCAGUGCAGAUGGGAGGUACAGAGCAGUUCAGUGUCACAGCAGCACAGGAUACUGCUGGUGCGUGAGAGUGGACACAGGACGGCCCGUCCCGGGCACUUCAGCCAGGAACCAACUGCCUGACUGCAGCACUCAGGAAACACACACGCUCCUCCUCAACAACAGCUACACACAUGCUCCUCUCUCAGGUUGUCCCAGUGUACGAAAGGCAGACUUUCUCAAGAGUUUAAUACAAGCAUUCCAGCAGGAAGUUGAAAGUGGUGCUUCAUAUUCUCAGUACAGGACACCUGCGGCUCGUCCUCAUGUCCUCAGCUCUCCGGCCUCUUUCUCGUCUGUUCAAACUCUCCGUCUGUACUUUACGCUGCUGGACGCAGACGCUGAUGGGCUUCUGAGCGAGCGGGAAGCGCGUCCGUUACGUCGCCUGCUCCGCAGAACUCUGCGUCCUCGCCGCUGUGCCAAGAAGUUCAUGCAGUUCUGCGACCGGAACGCAGACCGCUGCUUAAGCACUCAAGAACUCACUUCCUGUCUUGACAUUUAAGGCCAGACUCAAUAAAUAUCGUGCAAGACGAAGUAUCUUUGGAAAUGGUUUGAGACGUCAGUUUGACCUUCAUCUCCUCACAGCUCUUUUGAGUCUCAGACUGCAGCAUUCAAUCAUUUCACUCUGGGUUUUUGAAUCGGUUCAGCUCUCGCCGCCGCUCUGACCUUUUCACUUAUGCAAGUCCAAACACUGUGUCUUUCAAAUAAAGGACUCGUUAUUGGUUCUGUAAAAAUAGCCACGGUUAAGCCUUUCUGGCCGCUGGAGCGGUCGAGUGUGUGUGACUGUGUAUUUGAGUGGCUAAGACAGUGAGUUUGGACACGGUACAGUACCAUGGUAAAUUAACAUCUUAAUCAUGACAUACAGUAGGAUCUGAAAGUCUGAUUUAAAUUUGGAAUUAACUAUGAAGUUUUAGGAACAAAUACUAAGAAAUUCUGAAAUUCUUAUAUGCGUUUUUAAUUCAUUUUUCAGCCAAAAAAACAUGCAAUUCAAAAGUCUGGGGUCAGAACAUUUUUUUUUUUUUCCUUUCUUUUUUUGUUGAAAGAAAUUAAUAUUUUUGUUCAGCAAGGAUGUGUGAAAUCGAUUAAAAAAAAGACGCAUAUUGCUAGAAUUUUUAUUUUUAAUAAAUGCUGUUCAUCAAAAAAUUCUCAAAGUAUCACAGGUGCCAAAGAAAAUAUUAAGCAGCGCAAAUGUUUCUAACAUUGAUUAAAAAAAAUUAUAAUAUGCAUAUUAGAAUGAUUUCUGUAGGAUCAUGUGACACUGAAGACUGGAGUAAUGAUUCCAAUGAAAUUAAAAUUCAGCUUUGAUCACAGAAAUAUAUUGUAAAGUAUAUUAAAAUAGAAAAAUGUAAUAUUAAAUUGUAAUGAUGUUUCACAAUAUUACUGUUUUUAUUUUUUAAUAAAGCCUUGGUGAGCAGAAGAGACUUGAAAAAUCUUACUGAUCCCAAACAGGAUAUAUGCCAAAGUACCUUGGAAUAAGUGUCAUGGGUUUUUAUAAAAGCAAAAUAAAGGUGUUUGUCUUGAGUUUUGUGUUUCUUCAAACCUGGCAAGCCUUGAGGAGGUCAAAACCACAGUAAAUCCUUGAAUAUGAAGGGAAGAAUCAUAAUAAUGUGGCUCAGACACCCUUGACAGGUGUAAAGGUUUUUAAGCCACAUUUAUUAUACUGCUGUCACAUUACACCAGUGUGUUUGCUGAGCUCGUUCUAUAUAACAUGUCUGUGCAUGUGUUUACAUGUUGGUGUGUGUUUGCCAUUCCAUAUUCAGUUUUUUUUUUUUGUAUUGUUAUCUGACUGAAUGUGUUUCUCCUGAUCUUAACGUUUAACCUGCUUAGUUGAAUAGUGAAGUAAAGGCAGCAGCACCAAAGCACACCCCUAGGUGGCAGUUUAACUCUAGUCCAGAUCUCAGUGAUUCUGCAUUGAGAGAGAGGCUGACAAUUUUGACAAUCAAUUUUCUGCAUGCAUGAUACAAUUUUGAAAGUGGCUUUGCUUGACGAGACAUUUGGUAGCAAGUAAGUGAGAUAUUGGUUGCUUUGAGAAAAAAAAACGUUAUUUGAAACACCUAAAAACUGGGCUGUUAAGGUUACAGAAACUCCUUCUAAACGGGGUCCCUUGAUUGGCCAUUUUUGGAAAUAUGACAAGUCACCCAUUUCACAGAUUGCUACUAAAAACAACUUAUACUACACAUAUACAAACUAGAGAAUAUAGACAACAGUAAGAUAAAUAAAAGGUAAUACGAACAAUCACCAACAUGCAGCCAAAACUGAAAAAAGAAGAAUAUAUACUGUAUAUUGUAGUAACCUACAUAAUGUUUGGUACUAUUAGCUGAAAAAAAAAAAAAAACUUUUAAAACAUCCAAGGCAGCAAAUAUUGAAGCUAUAUCUCUGCCACCAGGAUUAUAAACAGAUUUCACAAUCACAUUCAUUCAUUUCCUGUUUGCAUUUAAGCCAGUUUGGGAUUCGUGAAUCUUCAAUAGUCUGGGAUGUGCACAGAACGGUAUGUUUCUGUUUCUGAUAUGUAAUCUGAAGAGCAGUAGAUACAGGAGCACAUGAUUCAUAUGUGAUUUGUGUUUCUGUAUGUUA
Messenger RNA from Onychostoma macrolepis, 4055 nucleotides. RefSeq names its product SPARC-related modular calcium-binding protein 1-like. The coding region runs from base 703 to 1983 and encodes 426 amino acids. Lineage: Eukaryota; Metazoa; Chordata; Actinopteri; Cypriniformes; Cyprinidae. Gene Ontology annotation, cellular component: basement membrane. The record is from RefSeq and is a predicted model, not a curated record. The transcript is spliced from 11 exons. Gene Ontology annotation, molecular function: protein binding; calcium ion binding; extracellular matrix binding. Gene Ontology annotation, biological process: extracellular matrix organization.